UGUUACAUUCAGGAGGAAGUAUUCUGAAUUUAUAUUUGCGGGACGAAGCAACUAUUUACUUAAAAUGAUUGUUUAUUUGGAAAGUUUUUAAUUAAUGUGAAGGCUAUUUCGCAAUUUUUCUAAUUGUGACUUUAACAAACAUCUUACCCAACAUCUGAGAAAACUCGUUCAAACUUUGAAAAUUAAACGAGCCGAUCCUUUUAACGUUUGUCUUCGUCACCAAGCAAACCCUAGAUCCUCUCUUCUUCUCCGAUACACCAUUCGUCUCAACAUCGCAAACAUUUUCUUCUCUUUUUUUUUUUUCCGUUUUCGUCGACCCAAAUCGCUUCGUUCACAAGCCAUGUCAUUCUCCGAUUCUGGAUCGUCCUCAAAUGGCGGAGAUUACAAGACUUUCAGGCAGAUCACACGAGAGAGAUUACUGUAUGAAAUGCUUAGGCCAGAGAGCUCGAAAUCAACUUGGAAGGUACUUGUUGUGGACGAGCUCACUGUGAAGAUAUUGUCAUCUGCCUGCAAAAUGUCUGAGUUCACACAGCAAGGCAUUUCUUUGGUUGAGAUCAUAACUAAACAGAGACAGCCUAUGACUUCCAUGGAAGCCAUUUACUUUAUUCAACCAACUGAAGCAAAUGUUAAUGCGUUUUUAUCAGAUAUGACUGGACAAUCACCACUUUACAAGAAGGCUUUCGUUUUCUUUAGUUCUCCUGUUUCGAGAAGCUUAGUUACUCUCAUUAGGAAGGACAUGAAAGCGAUGAAACGCAUUGGCGCACUGAAAGAGAUGAACUUGGAGUACAUUAGCCUGGACAGCCAGGGGUUCAUUACGAAUAACGAAAAUGCUCUAGAAGACCUUUAUAGCGAUGAGGAAAACCAUCAGAGAGCAGAUGCCUGCUUGAAUGUGGUAGCUAAACGCAUUGCUACAGUUUUGGCCUCACUAAAGGAAUACCCCUUUGUACGCUACCGUGGAGCCAAAGGUCUUGAUGCCACAACAAUGACAACUUACAGAGAGUUGAUUCCUACAAAGCUUGCUGCUAGUGUGUGGAAUUGUCUGACAAAAUACAAACAGACAAUUGAAGAUUUUCCUCAGACUGAAACAUGUGAACUACUUAUCCUGGAUCGAUCCAUAGACCAGAUCGCACCUCUCAUUCAUGAAUGGACAUAUGAUGCAAUGUGCCACGAUCUGCUUAAAAUGGAAGGAAAUAAAUACACACAUGAGGUUCCUAGUAAAACUGGUGAUAAUACUGAGAAGAAAGAGGUUCUUUUAGAUGAAGAAGAUCCCAUUUGGGUGGAGCUUCGUGAUGUUCACAUUGCAGAUGCAAGUGAAAGAUUGCAUGAGAAGAUGACAAACUUCGUGUCGAAGAACAAAGCCGCGCAACUAAAACAGAGUUCAAAAGACUUUGGUGACCUUUCAUCAAAAGACUUGCAGAAGAUGGUUCACGCUUUGCCUCAGUACAGUGAGCAAAUUGAUAAGCUCUCUCUUCAUGUAGAUAUUGCUAGAACAAUUAACAGGACUAUAAUGGAGCAAGGUCUAAGAGAACUCGGGCAACUAGAGCAGGACCUUGUUUUUGGAGAUGCUGGAAGAAAAGACGUCAUCAAAUUCUUAAGCACCAACAAUGAUAUAAACCAAGAAAGCAAGCUACGGUUAAUGAUGAUUUUUGCGGAAAUCUACCCUAAGAAGUUUGCAGGUGAAAAGGGACGUAAGAUGAUGGAGCUAGCAAAAUUGUCGGGGGAUGAUGUAGUAGCUGUGAACAAUUUGAGAUUACUUGGACCAGUACAUACAGAGUGUAAAAGUAGCACAACUGGAUCUUUCCCUCUCAAGUUUGAUGUUCUUAAGACGAAGCGAGCUGCUCGAAGAGACCGUGUUGGUGACACUCAAACAUGGAUGCUAUCUCGUUUUUAUCCAAUCAUAGAGGAACUCGUUGAGAAACUUAACAAAGGCCAUUUGCCAAAACAAGAUUACCCUUGUAUGAAUGAACCAAGACCAACCUUCUACUCUAGCUCUCAAUCUCCAUCAGCGAGUCCGGUGUUGCCUCAUUCAAGACGAACACCAAGUUGGGCAAGACGCCAUCUUUCUGACGAUGGAUAUUUCAGUGACUCAGUUCUAGGACGAGCAUCGAGCUGUAUCAAGAAAAAGGGACGAAGAAUUUUUGUCUUCAUAGUAGGAGGAGCAACGAGAUCCGAGUUAAGGGCUUGCCACAAGCUUACAGAGAAGCUUGACAGAGAAAUUAUUUUAGGCUCCUCCAGCUUCCUUGACCCCCACACUUUCCUCACGAAAAUGAAACAAAUGAAUGAAGAAGAGGAGAUUUCACUGGAUGAUAUCGACAUUUAGUCUCUUGUUUUGCUUUGGAAGAGGCUUCUCUGUCGGUUUAGACAAACUUAUUGUUGGUAUCGAUUUUGGUUUUGGGAAUAAAAUGGCCAGACUGUCCUCCUUAUGUAAAUAAAUAUAUUUUGUUUGAAAAGUUUUUGUAUUCUCUGAUAGAGAAAAAGAUGAAACGCCCACCGUGAAGUUCGAUCGUUACCCUCUACCAGCUGAGCUAGACAGUCUUAUUUCUU
Messenger RNA from Brassica napus (rape), 2544 nucleotides. Its product is annotated as protein transport Sec1b. Bases 341 to 2320 code for a protein of 659 amino acids. Gene Ontology annotation, molecular function: syntaxin binding. The record is from RefSeq and is a predicted model, not a curated record. Gene Ontology annotation, cellular component: secretory granule; plasma membrane. Gene Ontology annotation, biological process: intracellular protein transport; vesicle-mediated transport. Lineage: Eukaryota; Viridiplantae; Streptophyta; Magnoliopsida; Brassicales; Brassicaceae. The transcript has 21 exons.